AUGACAGAAUUUGGAUUAGCCGAAGCCGAGUUGUAUUGUGUCAGGAAAUUUAAUGGACAUCUGCUGUACAUUCAGGACGCUGCAGAAGAAAAAUUUAUAAAUGAUAUUUUGUUAGAAGUACGUAAUGCGAACAGUACAGAUGACGGAUAUGUGGUGAACAUCUUUAUGAUAGACAAUCACACAGAUAUCAACUAUGUUAGACGUCUAUCAGAAAAGGUUGAAAACAAUACCUGUUUCAGGCUAAAACCAGAGUCUCGACCAUACAAUGACGGUUAUAUUUCUGCAUCGACAAAGUGUAGGAUGAAUUCUUUCUUAUGUAAAGCUCCUGUAGAGUUAAAUGCCAUAAAAACUUUGGAACUUGGCACCGGUGAAGAUAGCGCACGCCCUGAAACAGUAAAUUUUAAUACAUUUAUAACCACUAUGUAUCAUUGGAUGUAA
Messenger RNA from Enterobius vermicularis (human pinworm), 438 nucleotides. NCBI's taxonomy places the organism in Eukaryota, Metazoa, Nematoda, Chromadorea, Rhabditida, Oxyuridae. The record is from the annotation of a GenBank genome assembly.